Salvelinus sp. IW2-2015 is the source of this 754-nucleotide messenger RNA. RefSeq names its product allograft inflammatory factor 1-like. The record is from RefSeq and is a predicted model, not a curated record. Gene Ontology annotation, molecular function: actin filament binding; calcium ion binding. Gene Ontology annotation, cellular component: ruffle membrane; actin filament. NCBI's taxonomy places the organism in Eukaryota, Metazoa, Chordata, Actinopteri, Salmoniformes, Salmonidae. Gene Ontology annotation, biological process: ruffle assembly; actin filament bundle assembly.
ACUCAUUGAACUAUAAGAAACGGAGCCACUGUCACGGCAGCGCGCCACAGCCAUACCACACAGGGCAAUACCCCGCGAAGGGAAGAAGACCAGCGAGCUGCUGUCCGCUGAUUUCUCCUUCCCCAUCUCACUAUAUCAAACUCACUCCACAAUGCCCGUGAAUCAGAAAUUUCAAGGAGGGAAAGCCUUUGGAUUACUCAAAGCUCAACAAAGGGAGAGAUGCGAGGAAAUAAACAAGGAAUACAUGGAAGACCAGAAAUACCGGGAUGAGGAGGACCUCCCAGAAAAACUAGAUUCCUUUAAAAACAAAUAUGCAGAGUUUGACCUGAAUGACCAAGGAGAGAUAGAUAUGAUGGGGAUGAAGAGGAUGAUGGAGAAGCUGGGCGUUCCGAAGACCCACCUGGAGAUGAAGAAGAUGAUCUCCGAGGUGACCGAAGGCGUCAGCGACAGCAUCAACUACAGAGACUUCGUCAAGAUGAUGCUGGGCAAGCGCUCGGCCGUCCUCAAGCUGGUGAUGAUCUUCGAGGACAAGGCUAAUGGGGCCAGCUGUAAGCCUGACGGGCCUCCACCCAAACGGGACAUAGCCAGCCUGCCAUAGACCCAGGACAUCCAGAGCCUCUAGAAUACAGAGGGGUCAGAGGGACCCGACCUCGACCAUUUCCCCAUCCUAGGCCCCUGCACUCAGCCAGGGACUUGUGUACAUAGCCUUAUCAACUCCCCACCUCAGGACGCACACGCGUCCCAGAAGGGGGGG